Molecule: messenger RNA, 1037 nt
Organism: Schistocerca nitens (vagrant locust)
Lineage: Eukaryota; Metazoa; Arthropoda; Insecta; Orthoptera; Acrididae
Gene: mRpL54
Product: 39S ribosomal protein L54, mitochondrial
Exons: 4
Coding region: 419-814 (131 amino acids)
Cellular component (GO): mitochondrial large ribosomal subunit
Molecular function (GO): structural constituent of ribosome
Source: RefSeq, a predicted model, not a curated record
UGAUUUAAAAUGUAUUAUGAAUUGUUUUGGUGUUCCCUUCUGUUCCGUUCAAGUUUGAUCGACCUUAACAGAGAGCAGUGUAUCGGUUUGUUCGUCUCUAAAAACAACCGCGAAGACGUUGUUUCGCAAAACACGUCUGAGUGCCAGAAAAUCUAAUUUUUAAGUAUUUGUUUUUGUUAAACAUCAGGAGCUCGCGAAUUUAUUGUUUGUUUACAUGUGGUAACCAAAGAUCUUAUUGAGGGACAUGCAUGUGCAAGUUUUACAUGCUUAUGGAGACCAAUUACCAUUUGUUUACAAACUAGUCAAAGUUAAUAUUAUAGUUCUGAAUGUUAUGAAACGGGCCGGCAGUAGAACUACUGUGUCAGAAGUUUUGCAUGUAUGAGAAAAGUUGUAUUUGGGGGCGUGAAAGACACAAAAUAUGAACAUUUGUAGAAAUAUACUGCAGAGGAGAUCAUGUUUUUUAAUCAACAAUUUGAUGUAUUCCAAAAAAGCAGAGGCUGGUGCCACAAUAGCUGGGCUUGGAAAGCGGAAGAAACUUGGCAAAUUAGGUCCUGUAAUGGAGAAAAAGGUUCUUCCUGUAGAAACAGAUCCAGCUAGGUUAGUGUCUUAUGUUUGUGGUAGUAACAUAUACAAAGAAGGUGAAGAUAUCAAACUGAAGGAAGAUUCUGAGUAUCCAGACUGGCUUUGGAACAUACGAACAGGCAAGCCACCUGCUUUAGAGGAAUUGGACCCUAACACAAAAGAGUAUUGGAGAAGACUGAGGAAAAUGGCAUUGAGAAGAAAUAAUCAGUUGCAAAAGAUAAAGAAGUUUUAGGUGCAUCUGUGUACUGUACAUGGUGAAAUAAGCAAUACACCGAAAGUGUAGAUAAAGAGCUGUUUUAUUUAAUAAACUAUAACUCAGCACUGCGGCGGUUCCUCCAGGCUGUCAUGUAUGUCCUUGGAUGGAUUGGAUAGAAACCUGCUAAUCCUGUGUAACAGUAGGGAUAAUAACACUUAAGUGUGAUGUCAUACUGUCCAGUUUAAAAACAGAAUUUCAA